AUGGCUCAACGUCGUCCAACAACAAGUACUCAAAUAGAAAAAGGAUCUGGAUUAGUCGACUUAUCUGGUGUCGAUAGAAGUACUAUUCCGCAAUCUCAACAACAUUCUGAAACAGUUAUAGAUUACCCAGAAGCUAACGACGAGACAAGUGUUAGUUCAAAUGCUACUCUAAGAGUGACUGUUUAUAUGAACGAAGUACGUGGUCAACGUCAAGAAUUAACAUUCAUAAAUCGUGAAAAAAUUGGACAGGGUACAUUUGGACGAGUAUAUCGUGCAAGAAUACAACAAACAAAUGAAAUAUGUGCAAUAAAAGAAGUUGAGAUGGAAGGCCAUUUCAAAAAUCGUGAAUUAGAAAUAUUAAGACAAGUCAGUCAUACAAAUAUAUUUAAUUUGAAGUCUUAUUUUAAUAGAGCAGAUAAUGGUCAUGAUGUACUUUGCCUGGUACUCGAAUUUUUACCAAUGAGUGCAUACAUGUUGAUCAGAAACUAUCGAAAACAAAAUAGACGAGCUCCACUAUUGUAUACAAAAAUAUUUUGCUAUCAAAUGUUAAGGGCACUGGGUUAUCUUCACUCGUUAGGUAUUGCUCAUCGUGAUGUUAAACCAAGCAAUAUGGUAUUAGAUUACGAUGCCGGCGUGCUUAAGUUAUGUGAUCUAGGAAGUGCAAAAAGGCUUGUCAAAGGCGAAAGAUCCGUUGCUUACAUUUGUUCUCGCUAUUAUCGUGCGCCAGAAUUACUUUUGGGUUGUAUAGACUACAGUGUGGCUAUUGAUGCAUGGAGUGCCGGAACUGUGAUAGCAGAAUUCCUGAAUGGAUAUCCAAUUUUUCGCGGUGAUGAUUCAUCCGAUCAAAUGUAUAAGAUUAUUCGGAUAAUGGGAAUUCCCACGCGUGACGAUAUUGUGGAAAUGAAUCCACAGUAUAGAGGUGAUGUUGAUUUAACAGGGGUUCGAUUACAACCACGAACAUUACAAGGAUAUCUUCCCACGCGUACUCCAAUAAUUGCAAUCGAUCUAUGCGCACAACUACUACAAUAUCGACCGAGCUCACGUAUAACAUGUAUGAAUGCGUUAGCUACAAGUUUCUUCGACGAGUUGAGAGAACAAAGACUGAAACUUCCGAAUGGCAAACCCUUGCCGCCUUUAUUCAAUUUCAAAAAUAUAGAAGUCACACAAGGAACGGCACUUUAUAACGCACUUAUGCCCGCAUGGAUAAACGGUGAAUUAUGA
Molecule: messenger RNA, 1221 nt
Organism: Didymodactylos carnosus
Lineage: Eukaryota; Metazoa; Rotifera; Eurotatoria; Philodinida; Philodinidae
Source: the annotation of a GenBank genome assembly